AUGUCUACAGCAAGGACGCCACUUCGCUCGUUACUUAGAGCGUCUCAGCUUCUGAGGUCGAGGCAUCUGUGGAACUGUACAUCCCGCAAACAUGGGUGGGCAACAACUCCCCGACGCGGAGUUGCAACUACGCCGCAAAGGUCCAACAAGCCUUACUAUGUGACCACGCCAAUCUUCUACGUCAAUGCCGCGCCUCACGUCGGCCAUUUAUACACAAUGGUGAUUGCCGAUAUCAUGAAACGGUGGCAGGUCUUGCUUGGGAAUACGGAUGCUCAGCUAUUGACCGGAACCGAUGAGCACGGGAUGAAGAUUCAACAAGCUGCAAUCCAAGCGGGCAUGGAUACCCAGGCAUUUUGCGACAUGAACUGCCGAACUUUUGAGGCCCUAGCAAAGGCCGCAAACAUCGACAACGAUCAUUUCAUCAGGACCACGGACCCAGCUCAUCGAGAUGCCGUCCAAUACUUUUGGGAAAUGUUGCAACACAGGGGCUAUAUCUAUACCUCGAAGCACGAAGGUUGGUACUCAGUCAGCGAUGAGACAUUCUACCCACAAACGCAAGUGCAGAACUCCCUAGAUCCAUCAACUGGGAGGAAACGCAUGGUCUCAAUAGAAACGGGUAAAGAGGUAGAGUGGUCCUCAGAAACCAACUACCACUUCCGUCUUUCAGCCUUCAAGGAUCGCCUACUUGACUUGUACAAAAGAGAAGAUCCGUUCAUCACCCCAACCUCCUAUACAGCUGCUGUGAUCAAUGGAGUCGAGUCGGGACUACAGGAUCUCUCGAUUUCUCGGCCCACGGAACGUCUGACUUGGGGCAUCCCUGUUCCCGGCGAUGACACACAGACAAUCUACGUGUGGCUAGAUGCAUUGGUCAACUACUUGACCAAAGCUGGAUAUCCUUUCCCACCUGGACAAGAAAACACAUCUGCAUGGCCUGCAGACUUGCAUGUAGUUGGCAAAGAUAUUGUUCGAUUCCAUUGUGUUUAUUGGCCCGCUUUCCUCAUGGCACUGGAUCUCCCCCUGCCUCGGAAUGUCUUAUCCACAGGCAAUGUUGUGAACCCGUUUUUCGCCAUUGAACGGUUCGGAGUCGAUGGCAUGCGAUUUUUCCUAGCGUAUCGAGGUGGCCUUGCAGAUGAUGCGGACUUUGACAAUUCCUUUAUCAUCCGAGAUUACAAGAAAUUGCUUCAGGGAGGCAUCGGAAACCUUGCUCUGCGUACAAUUGGAUGUGCGCGUGGCAAUUUGCACUCGUACAUUAUGGACGCCCGAUCCAAUAAGCUUCCAGCUGCUACCCCUGAAGACCUGGAUCAUCAGAAAAUGUUGGAGCAGACGCCUCCCAAGGUUGCCGAGUUUAUGGAGAAUCUAAACCCGCGUGCCGCGCUACAAGAAACUAUGAGCAUUAUCGAGAAGACUAACAAGUACUUCCAUGCGGCGGAGCCGUGGAAAACUUCCAACUCUCGCGCGAUCUACAACGUGGCGGAAUCGCUGCGGAUCGCUGGCAUUUUAUUGCAACCGUUCAUGCCCGGCAAGUCUCAUGAUCUUCUAGAAUUGCUCUGUGUAGACACCUCGGACCCCUCCAAGCGGGCAUUCUCGGCCACGGUGUACGGUUCGGAUCCAGAUUACGGUGAGGGCGUUAAGAAAGGUAUACUUUUCCCUCCUUUGCUCACUGAGGAGUAA
Molecule: messenger RNA, 1671 nt
Organism: Penicillium mononematosum
Lineage: Eukaryota; Fungi; Ascomycota; Eurotiomycetes; Eurotiales; Aspergillaceae
Product: methionine--tRNA ligase MSM1
Exons: 9
Coding region: 1-1671 (556 amino acids)
Biological process (GO): methionyl-tRNA aminoacylation
Molecular function (GO): ATP binding; methionine-tRNA ligase activity
Source: RefSeq, a predicted model, not a curated record